Cryptomeria japonica (Japanese cedar) is the source of this 1365-nucleotide messenger RNA. Its product is annotated as disease resistance protein Roq1. Bases 1 to 1365 code for a protein of 454 amino acids. The record is from RefSeq and is a predicted model, not a curated record. Lineage: Eukaryota; Viridiplantae; Streptophyta; Pinopsida; Cupressales; Cupressaceae. Gene Ontology annotation, biological process: signal transduction; defense response. Gene Ontology annotation, molecular function: ADP binding. The transcript has 3 exons.
AUGGCUUCUACUUCUGCAAAUAACGCUGGGUACGAAGCCCAGGAUCGGCUUACACAUGAUUCUCAAGGAGACGCAAAUAGUAACUCUACUUCUUCUACACCCUCACUAACUGUUAGUAGUCAAUCACUGAACCCUAGAAAUGCGUUUGAAGGUCUUGCACCAUCUACAUCUACUUCUGGUAGAUCCAUUAUGCCUGUGAAAAAAGUGCCUUAUGAUAUAUUUAUUAAUCAUCGCGGCCCUGAUGUGAAAAAGGGAGUCGCCACCAAUCUUUAUAAUACCCUCAAUGGCAUCGGAGUGAGGGUUUUUCUUGACGAAAAAGAGCUUGAAUUGGGGGAUUCCUUUCCUCAUGAAGUUGAAGAAGCAAUGAGUAGUUCUUCGCUUCAUCUUGCCAUAUUUUCUGAGAAUUAUGCACAGUCCCCGUGGUGUUUGGCAGAGCUUUCAUUUAUGCUCGAAACUGGAACCCAAAUUGUUCCUAUUUUCUACCACAUUCAGCCUGAAGUUGUUCGAUAUGCAAAAGGAGUCUACGCUGAGGCAUUUUCCCGGCACGAAAAGAAGGGUAGACACACUCCAGAAAAAAUCGAGGAUGAUGAGACGAAAUUGCUGAAGAAUAUUGCUAAUUAUGCUGUCAAAAUAAUUAAAAAUGUGCCGUUCGUGGUUGCCAAACAUCCAGUCGGUCUAGAUGAAUCUGUACAAGAUUUUGAAAUGACAACACUUCAACAUGAUGAAAGCCAUCCAACCGUGCAAAUUGUGGGAAUAUGUGGUAUGGGUGGUGCGGGUAAAACCACUCUUGCUAAAGAAUUAUACAACAAUAAAUAUAAAAUAAUGGAAAUGUGUAGAUUUCUAUUUGAUAUCAGAGAUGCGGCUCACAAAAGUGUUUUACAUAUCAAGCAGAAAAAACUUCUGGAGAAUCUUGGUUUCAAAGGUGAAAAUGUUGAGAAUGUAGAAGAAGGGAAGGUUAUCCUUGCCAGACAUUUGAGAUCUGUUCGGAUGCUCCUUGUUCUUGAUGAUGUGGACACUGUGGAACAACUGGAUGCCCUUGUGCCUGAGAAAGACAAUCUUCGACAGGGUAGUUUGAUUGUUGUUACUUCACGGCAUUUUGAUGUUCUUACGGGUUGGGAUGGAUUUGCAGAACUUGCUAAAAAAUUUAUAGAUGCCUGCAGUGGGUUGCCAUUAUCUCUUAAAGUUUUUGGUGGACAAUUAUAUGGCAAAUCUGAACAAUAUUAUUGGGAGAGUCAAUUAGAAAAGAUCGUCAGAAUACUACCCGAUGAUAUUAUAAAUAGGUUAAAAGUAAGUUAUGAUGCGUUGGAUAGCGAAGAGAAGGAGGCAUUCUUGGAUGCAGCUUGUUUUUUUUAUUGGAGAGCAUAG